AUGAAGCUGUUGUUGGUCCUUGUGGGACUCAUCGCUGUGCUGCUGGGUGCCGUGGUGUACCACGAUGGCGCGCCAUCUUCGCCCAACGAUUUUGCCACUCCCGCGUCCUCUGCCGAUGGAAUCCAACAGACGCGCACCUACGCGCGCAUCGUUGAGCGAGUCCCCAUCCACCACGAGCACUUCGAAGCCUGGCUCUACUUGCCUCUCCCUGUCCCGGCUACCAAGCCUCCAGUCAUCAUAAUGGGUCCUGGUCUGGCGGCACAGAAGGACUUCGCGGGAUUAACGGCCUACGCGGAGCGCUUCGUGGCGGAAGGGUGGGCCGUGUUCCUCUUCGACUACCGCAACUUUGGCCGUAGCGAGGGCAGGCCGCGCAACCUUAUCGACCCCAUCCGCCACGUGCAGGACUACCACGCCGCCAUCGUCCACGUCGUCAACACCAACAUUACUGAAAAGGUGGACGUCACGCGCAUGGCUCUCUGGGGCUCCUCCUUCAGCGGCGGCCACGUGCUGGUGACGGCCUCCGAGUUCGAGGCCGCCGUUAAGGCCUAUCCUCUCAACUACAUCCUCAACCAAAGGCCGGAACAUGUGAACAGGACUAAGCCCCAGCUCAAGGCCGUCUUCUCGCAAGUGCCUCACCUGGACCCCUAUGCGGUCAUCCCCACCCUCAACCUACUCCAGGUCGCACGCGGCUUCGCUUUGGCCAUUGCCGACUGGAUCGGGUCGUGGUUUGGGCUCAACGUCUACGUCAGGAUCUACGCCUCGCCGGCCGAGGUUGCCAUCAUGAAUACGCCCGAGGCUGUUGAGUACGGUCAUUUGGUGCCCGAGAAGCCAGUCGGCGGAUGGGUAAACAAGGCACCGGCGAGGUCUAUCCUCUACGUUUCUCGCUACAGGCCGCUGGACUAUGUGGCCUCCAUUGCUACGCCCACGCUGAUGAUCGUAGCCAAUCACGAUACCCUGUGCCCUAUCACCGCCGCCAACGAAGCCGAGAAACUCCUCGCCAAUGGAAAGGUUCUCAAGUACGACGUGGGCCACUUCGACUUCUACGAGGGCAAGCCACACUUCGAGGAGACGCUCGAGCACCAGAUCCGAUUCUUCCGCGAGCAUCUCUAA
Molecule: messenger RNA, 1110 nt
Organism: Acanthamoeba castellanii str. Neff
Lineage: Eukaryota; Discosea; Longamoebia; Acanthamoebidae
Product: hydrolase, putative
Exons: 8
Coding region: 1-1110 (369 amino acids)
Source: RefSeq, a predicted model, not a curated record